UCCUCCGGCGCGAUCCCGUCGUUCAUUUCGCUAUUGUCCCUUUCCCAUAGUCAAUUGAGCGUCUGGACCGGCCUCGACUGCAACGUGUGCCCUCACGCGACUGCCCGGCCCGGCGCGCCAUAAUGUUAAUACUGCGGCCUGUCUUGAGGAGCGUCAUCGCGCGGACCCAGAUCGCCAGCAAGCAAUCGCCCUUCCUGUUCCGGAUCCAGCAGGCCGGUCCUGCAGCCUUACAGCGCCCGCUCCCUCGAUGUCUCAGCGGCCAGUCUGGGCCGCCGACACCCGGCAACGACACCCCCAACCCUGUCGAUGAUGCCACCGAGAACCAGGAGGAAGAGGAUGAAAGAGAGGCCAAGAAAGAGAAAUGGAAAGGUACGGCCUUUAAGAUGUUCGAGUCCGCGGCAACCACCGGCGCGAGCAUCUUCAUCCUAGCUUGUGUUGGCAUCACUUACACCAAGUACUACAAGUGGAAUGUCCUCGAAAAGAUGGAGAACGCGUUCAGGGAAGGCGAUCCGGUGCUCGAGCUCGCUGCGACUGGUAAGGAGAUUCCCAGAGACCCUUCAAACAAGGAGAUUGAAACGGGCGAUGAUUAUUACGACCGAUGGAUACCACGUGACGAGCAGGACAAGAUCAAUAAGAUCAUCAGCGGUGAGAUCAAAGGCCGCUACCACUUACUCCUCGGCGAGAAAGGCACUGGAAAGAGCUCCAUGCUCAUCGAUGCCAUGUCCAGGACCAACGGCGAAGGAUGCUCGAUGAUGGAAGCACACGCCGACCUGGAAGUCUUCCGGGUGAGGCUCGGACGCUGCCUCGAUUUUGAAUACCACGAAGACAACAUUGGCUCCCUGUUCUCCAUCCGAGGCCCUCGCGAUGCUGGCGCCAUCCUUGACAUCGAACGCGCCUUCAACAAGUUCGAAAAGGUUGCCCUCCGUCGACGCGCAAAGAAAGGCAGCCCGCUAAUCCUCAUUAUCAACCAAGCCCACCUGAUACGCGACGAUGAAGACGGCCGUGAUCUCCUCGAACUCAUCCAGCAACGUGCUGAACAAUGGGCUGCAUCCAACCUCGCAACUGUCAUCAUCAACUCGGACAAGUACUGGGUCUUCGAGCGCCUAAAGCAGUAUGCCACGCGUAUGGAAGUGCACCAGAUCAAGGACCUUACCAAAGACCGCGCGAUGCAAGCUCUCCGCAACUACCGCAUGAAGUACUGGAACGAGAAGACAUCAAACAGCGUGCUUGAGGAAGUGUACGACAAGAUAGGAGGCCGUCUGACCUUCCUCAACCGCGUGGCCAAAUCCGACGACAUGCUCGCCAAAUGCGAUCAUAUCUGCGAGAUGGAAAAGAUCUGGUUCCUAAACAACUGCGCAAUCCUCGGUGAAGAGAUGGAUGACGACGUCAUGGACCAGCAGAAAUACGCCUCCACAGCCAUGGUCCUAGCAAACGCCCUCUACCACCGCUACCACGACAUGGAAACGACCUACGACCCGCAACGCGGCCACAUCCUGCCCGAAUUCCCGCUCCACCGCGCCCGCUUCAUCAUGACGCGCUCGGACUUCAUCCGCCAGCACCACGAGCUCAGCAUCUUCGCCAUCGACUCGCACGCCAUGGUGCGCGCCGACUCGGUCCCCAUGCAGCGCGCCUUCAACGAGAUCUGCAGCGAGCCCGGGUUUGAAAAGUUCCUCGAGGCCACGCUGGACCGCAUCUCUGACAUUGAGAGUCUCGGACGUACGAAGGAGCUUACGUUUAAGGAUUUGUGGGAGGGCGGGAAGUACAAGCUCACUACGAGAAAUAAGGCUGGAGAAGAGACGGGCAGUGUGGAGAUGGAGACGGUGGAGAAGCCGGAUGGGGGAGACGAGGACGGUGAAGAGGACUGAAGAGGAGGUGGGCUUGGUGGUCUCUUUGUGUUUUUGCGCUGGUGCUGGUUAGACGGUGGAUAUACCCGUCUCUUGUGCCCGGUUUUCCUUUCUCGUUUCUUUUCUUUCAUUUUCCUUGCUCAAUCACGCGUGUACAAACUUGAUCCAAAGGUGCUGGGUUCGCCGAAAAAUGAUUGUCCAGUCACUCAACAUCACACUCAGUUUGGAGUGAGUCCGGAGCUGACGCCGUGUGGUGUGGAGACGAAGAAUCGUGUUCACGCGGAUGAUGAGGGGUUGACGUGAGGGUGAGACGAGUGCUCUGUGGGUGCAUGGCAGUGUUAAGAUGGUCCAACCCACAUCUUUCAAUCUGGAAUCUGA
Boeremia exigua is the source of this 2222-nucleotide messenger RNA. RefSeq lists its product as uncharacterized. Bases 123 to 1865 code for a protein of 580 amino acids. The transcript is spliced from 2 exons. Lineage: Eukaryota; Fungi; Ascomycota; Dothideomycetes; Pleosporales; Didymellaceae. The record is from RefSeq and is a predicted model, not a curated record.